CGCUCCGACCCCCGCCUGCUCUCCCAGUUCUUCUUUGCCGACGAGAGGGUGACGCGGGUGGUGGCCGAGAUCAACGGGCUGGAUGCUGAGCUGGACCCGCAGCAGUACCUGGUGCUCCUCAACCAGCUCCAUCUCAGCCAGGCUCAUCUCCUGGCCAUCCUGGAGCGGAUCAUGGAGGAGUGCAUCCCCACACAGCGCCACAGCCGCGACUACCUGGUCAAGUUCCCCGAGGAGCUCUUGGUGGACAACCUGGGGAACCACAUGCUGUUUGCUGCCGAGUGUCUCCUAGCUGGGACCUUCCUGGAGGUGGAGGAGGCAGGUUUUUUUUGGAACCUGCUGUGCAGCCUGGAGCUGGUGCGAACGGUGCUGCGGGAGCAGAGCCUGAGCCAGCCUGGUUCCUACCCGGAGCACGUCCGAGCUGUGCUUGUCCAGUUUGACCGUCUCUUCGCAGAGUUCGAACUAAGAGCCCUGCGCCUGGGCUACCUGACCCAGGAGAUGAUCGAUGGCUACGAACCACUGCUGAUGUUCACCAUCCCUCGCCUGGCCAUCAUCAGUGGCCUUCUCAUCUACCCCGAGGGUCCCCUCAGCCUGGAGCAGAGCCCUGAGCAGAUGUCCCGGGUCUUCAGCCCGUUCUACAACCUCCUGAAGAAGAUAAAGGACCUGCUGCGGGUGCUGUCGGCGGAGGAGCUCUGUCUGCUGGAGAGGAGCCUGUGCACAGCUGAAUUGGAGGAUCACUGUGGUCCAGCCACCCCUCCAGCCUGGGGGGCAGCAGUGCCCAGAGCAGACCCCGCUGCUCCCUGGGGUCUCCUGGAGGUCCCCUGUGCCACCCCACCACCUCCCACCUGCAUGGCACGGCUGGGACCCCCUGGCACAGUGGAUGACCUGGGCAGCGACCAGCAGUGGGG
Messenger RNA from Antrostomus carolinensis (chuck-will's-widow), 905 nucleotides. RefSeq names its product lateral signaling target protein 2 homolog. NCBI's taxonomy places the organism in Eukaryota, Metazoa, Chordata, Aves, Caprimulgiformes, Caprimulgidae. The record is from RefSeq and is a predicted model, not a curated record. Gene Ontology annotation, biological process: negative regulation of epidermal growth factor-activated receptor activity. Gene Ontology annotation, cellular component: early endosome membrane.